Messenger RNA from Apis florea (little honeybee), 1225 nucleotides. RefSeq lists its product as uncharacterized. The record is from RefSeq and is a predicted model, not a curated record. NCBI's taxonomy places the organism in Eukaryota, Metazoa, Arthropoda, Insecta, Hymenoptera, Apidae.
AUGUACGCGGUGAAAAGUGAGUACGGGUUCGCGUACGGGUCUAUUUUUAUCCUCCUUCUUGUUUGUUCCGAAACCGUUGGCGAGGAUCAAAGAAGGAUUCGUCGUGAAACGGACGGAUCUGUUUACUGCGACUUUGACGAAGCGCGAAACAAUCACAGUGCGUCCGAUUUAUUGCGGUGUAUCGACGAAUUGGCGGUCGAUCUCGUGGUUGGUGGAGAAAGCGCGAGUGCGACGAAUGGUGAACGGAAUGGAUCCACGGGCAGACAGAUCUCCUUCGUCGACGUUCUCUCGAAUAUUUUCAACACACCUGCUACGUCGCAUCAGAGCGGCUCUCUUCCGGCUUACUCGACUUCCGGCAAUCAGCAAUUGAAUUAUCCGAGCGGAACGACCGUUCUUUCCGCGGGAUUUCAGCUGAAUUUCCUCGCUCAAGCUCUGUCCACGAUAUCCCGCCACGACGACUACAAGUGCGUGGCAAGGAUACUGUGCGAGAUGGCGAGUGGAAAACUUCCUGGACGAUCGUUAGGCGAGCAGGGAUCCUUCCAGUUCCUCGGACGAAACGUGUUCACCGACUGGCUGGCCAAAAUCGACGUCGGUGGCACGUCUCCAUUGUUGAACUUUGGAACAGCUAUGAUCCUUGGAUACAGCAAUCGAGGAAGUUCCGAGCCGUGCUACCAAGCGUUCCCAAAGUGUCCGAGGGACAUGCACGGGUUGGUUCAUUACUUGAAUAAUUACAACGGAGGAUUCUUCAGGCUCUUCAACAGGAUUCGAGGCGGAAAAUAUAGGAAUGGAAUCGUCGUUGGUAAGAAGAGAGUCGACGAUUAUUCGAAGAUCGACGCGAAGGAGAGGAUAGUAGGCGGGGACUCGAGGAAGUACAUUCCGAUCGAAAGUGCGGGACCGCAAGAGGCGCCGAUCCGGAAUACGGUUCAGUUCCCGGCUAUGAGCUAUCAAGAAUACUUGAGAAAGAAGGGAUUUCCACGAUACGAUAAAGUAAACAGCGGGGCGAUGCUCGAAAGAGAUCCGUGGAAUAGCGUGGAAAACGACGCGGCGAAAUCCGAAUGGAACAUUUGGCGGAAAGAUAAGAUCGCAUUCUUUGCCGAGGGAAAUCGCGACAGAGGAUUAUCCCGGGUCCGAUUCCCCUCCGAUUUUCCACUUACGCGUCGCCGUAAUUCCGCUUGUUGAACGUUCAAAGCCCAAGCCCAAGACCAAUAAAUACCUCGUUAAACGU